Molecule: messenger RNA, 1791 nt
Organism: Beta vulgaris subsp. vulgaris (sugar beet)
Lineage: Eukaryota; Viridiplantae; Streptophyta; Magnoliopsida; Caryophyllales; Amaranthaceae
Product: CMP-sialic acid transporter 1
Exons: 8
Coding region: 374-1369 (331 amino acids)
Biological process (GO): pyrimidine nucleotide-sugar transmembrane transport
Cellular component (GO): Golgi membrane
Molecular function (GO): pyrimidine nucleotide-sugar transmembrane transporter activity
Source: RefSeq, a predicted model, not a curated record
UAAAAACUUGUGUCAAAAAUAUUGGUUCGAGAGGGAGAAAUUAAAAGCAUAACGAUCUCUCGCUCCCCCUCUUUCUUUCUUCACAUCACAUUUCACAUUCACAGCUGCUUCACUCUUACACAGUUACACUUCGCAAUUCCCUACUAUUUCUAAAAUACUGACCCAUCAAUCAUUAUAAUUCCGAUACCAAAAUCCGUUCAAUUUUCCGAGCUUGAAAUUUUCUUGACACAAUAAUAGCAUUUUUCUAGAAAGAUCCACGACAAUAUCUCUUGUUUUGUCCAAUUUCAGAAACCAUAGUUUCAUUUCUUCAAUCCAAAAAUAGAGUUUUAAUUAAGAAGAAGAAGUGUUUGGGAAAAUAAGAAGGAAGAUCUAAAUGCAGUGGUACUUCGUAGCUGCUCUUCUAACCAUCCUUACUAGUUCUCAGGGCAUUUUAACUACUUUAUCACAGAGUAAUGGUGGUUACAAGUAUGAUUAUGCAACUGUUCCAUUUCUUGCCGAGGUGUUCAAGUUGGUGGUUUCUAGCAUACUUCUUUGGAGGGAGGUCCAGACUUCAUCUUCUGUAAGGAUGACAACUGAUUGGAAAACUGUGCGACUGUUUCCAAUUCCAUCAGUUAUAUAUCUAAUUCACAACAACGUUCAGUUCGCCACUCUCACUUACGUGGAUACAUCUACUUACCAGAUCAUGGGCAAUCUCAAAAUUGUUACCACUGCAAUAUUGUUCAGGUUAUUUUUAAAGAAAAAGUUAUCGAACUUGCAAUGGUUGGCUGUUAUUCUGUUGGCUGUUGGGACAACCACAAGCCAGGUCAAAGGCUGCGGAGAGUCGUCCUGUGACUCACUUCUCUCAGCACCAAUCCAGGGGUAUAUGUUGGGCAUCUUGUCAGCUUGCCUUUCAGCAUUAGCUGGUGUCUACACUGAGUUCCUUAUGAAGAAGAACAAUGACAGCCUGUACUGGCAGAAUGUACAACUUUAUACAUUUGGCGCAAUCUUCAACAUGGCACGCUUAGUUUUAGAUGAUUUCACAAGUGGUUUCGAAAAGGGACCAUGGUGGCAACGCCUUUUUGAUGGAUAUAGUAUGGCAACCUGGAUGGUGGUUCUGAAUUUAGGAUCUUCAGGGCUGCUGGUUUCAUGGAUAAUGAAAUAUGCAGAUAACAUCGUGAAGGUUUAUUCCACUUCAAUGGCAAUGCUGCUGACGAUGAUCUUGUCUGUUUACCUGUUUGAAUUUAAGCCAACUUUACAGCUUUUCUUGGGUAUCAUUAUAUGCAUGAUGUCAGUGCACAUGUAUUUCGCUCCUCCAAAUGUGCUUGUGGAUCCUGUUCUGCCGAAACCUGAGCAGGAGAAUCUGAAAGAAGUUACUAUAGAAAAGGAGUAAUCCCUGACCCCGUUUUUCCUUGAAAGAAUAUGCUUAUCUUCCUCAGCACUCUGAAUCAUUGUUUGAGUCUAAAGAAGAAAAAAAGUGGCUGAUCUCCUGAUUAUUCCGGUUCUAUGCUCUCUGAGGUGCUAAUUUUCUGGUUAUUCUGGGAAUUGGUGGUGGUGCCUGCAUAAGGGUUCUGUAGGAGAAUGAGCUGAUUAAUAUUCUUGGUAGCAUUGGGCAGGAUUUCAUCUCUGGUUACGAGGCCAAGCGAAUAUGUAAUUCAUCCUAUAGAAAACUGAAUAUGCCUUUUAAUUAUUCUUUGGAAUGCAAUUAUUCCUUACUGAAAUGUAAGUAAAAUUUACGAAAUAUGUAAGCUUGCUAAUCUCCAAUUGUAGAUUUUCUAUGGUUAGAAGUUGAUCCUAUUCUGUAGCCUUUAGAUU